Esox lucius (northern pike) is the source of this 4176-nucleotide messenger RNA. It is a transcript of the gene dok1a, whose product is annotated as docking protein 1a. The coding region runs from base 1591 to 3048 and encodes 485 amino acids. Gene Ontology annotation, biological process: positive regulation of MAPK cascade; cell surface receptor protein tyrosine kinase signaling pathway. NCBI's taxonomy places the organism in Eukaryota, Metazoa, Chordata, Actinopteri, Esociformes, Esocidae. The record is from RefSeq and is a predicted model, not a curated record. The transcript is spliced from 6 exons. Gene Ontology annotation, cellular component: cytoplasm.
AAGGAUAGUUAAGUUAAUUUGUGCCUGAGUCUCAUUCACCUCAGUGGAGGCGGAGUUCUGAGGGUAGCUGAUGGAGGUCUUGAAGCAGAGUCUGUUGUACUGAGCCCACAAACCAGCUAUCUGACAGACAUACAGACACAGGGGAUGACAGACAGAAGUCCUUAACAACAGUCAGGGCUUUGUGGAUGGGUACAUAUAGAUGAAAAGUAAGAGUACGAAAGGAGUAUGAAAAUGUCUGCAACAAGUUGCUCAGGAUAAGAUGUUGCUAAAUGAUCUAAAGGUAAACGUAACAGCGACUUUGCAUGUUUGUGUGAAAGAGAAGGGUAGUUACCUUCUGGUGCGUCGUGUGAGAAGGCUCUUUUUGGAGCCUAAACAACCUGAGGGGGUGAUGGUCAGGGGACUUGUAGUCUGACCCAUAGGUGCUCUGCUGUCCUGCCUGGGACUCAAGCGGGGAGAGAUUGAUAGGUUAAACCUGAACUCUCCAACUAGAAACGGUACAAAGUACAUAUUUAGUAAUGAAUUCAUAAAUCAUGCUAAUUAUAAACUCUUAUGGAACUCACCUGAAUAUGACUAAAAUAGUUCAUGAAAUGGCUGUUGUUCCCUGUUAGGUCAUUCCUAGACGAUAACUCGGUCAGCAAGCUAGACUUACGCUGGUAAAAUGUGUGUUGGAAAACGUGUUUUAUAGAACGUUGGUAGGACUGUCACAAUAAUGAAUGCUAAUCGAUUCAUUACACAUCAAUGGAAGCGAUAGGUAAUCAUAAAUAAGAUGAUGUCACAGCUUUCAAAACAAACGUUGGUUGCGUCAUUCUUAAACAUAAAGCGAGUAAGGAAAACAUACAAGUAUAUAAAUCCUGUAAUAAUAUUAUCCAUUGCAUAAAGAGCCGUUAAUUUCCAAAUUAAAUUAUAUUUGACUGUAUAACUCGGUGAUUGGUCUUGUAGCUUUAAGAACAAUGUAUGUUAAAAACGAUCAUAAUGGUGUUGUCUUCAAACGUGGACGCUGAGCUGUUCAGCCUGUUACGGUUUUUAGUACAUAAACCUUAUUUCAAUACUUUGAAUAUUCUAUUGGAGGUGUUCAACUGCCUACAUCAAAGGGGAGUGACUGGAAGUAUGAUUCGUGACAACUGGGCGUGUCACGAAUCAUACUCAUUUUGUAGGCACGUCUCGCGUAACAUUUAUAUAACCGAUUUAUCAAAUAAUUGUAUUUUGACACUCGUAGACCACUCAAAAACUCGGCACUUGGUGAGCCUCGCUUCGUUCAUUCAGACAGGUAUUUUCUAUUAGAAGAAAGUGGCGUGCACUAACGCCCUAGAGCAGAGGUAGGCCUAGUAAUCGUGCGAGCCAGGUGUGGUCGAGCGGUCAUACUGUGUUCUUUCAGGCAAUUUGGCGAUGACGCAAGGCUAAUAAGCACGCCUCUUACAGUUCAUCGCUAUCGAUUUUGUUUGUUAGGCGGAGAGUUUAGAAGUAGGCUACUAAAGCACAACUUUAGGAUUAAUAACUAUAGUACUGAAAAUAAGGACAAUCCCAAAUUGAGGGUAGUGGACCGUAGCGGUUAAGGUACACUUGCAAAUCAGCAGUAUCUUGGAACAUAUAAUGGACACUCAUGUGAAAGCAGGCCAAGUCUACCUACAACACCGAAAUGUAGAAAAGAAGUGGAAAAAGCUGUGGCUAGCCCUGUACCCCUCCAGUUGCAGCGGUGUAGCCAGGCUAGAGCGCCAAGAGGUGGGUGGAGGUGAGAAGUCUGGUGCCUCCAUAGCCUGGAAAUACCAGGAGAAGGAGAAAAGGGUGAUCCGCCUGUCUGAGGUGGUCAGCGUUUUGAGGCUCCCACCGCACGCUGAGGCCUGUCCCAAGGACCACAUGGCCUUCUGUGUGGAGUCGGACAGCAGGAGGUUUGUCUUUGCCGCGGAUAAAGACGAGUGUAUGGACUGGGUGGAGAAGAUCUGUGAGAUCGCCUUUAAGAGGAGCUCCACGGGUCAGAAUAACCAGCUUCAGAUGGAAGACAACCAGAUAUAUGUCUCCAGAGAGGAAGUGAGUGAUUUCAGGGUGACUGUUCAGCAGACCGAUGCAGCAGUGCUCUGUGGCCUGCAGGGGGAGCACUACUGGUUGCACGUGGACCAGGAAGAGCUGAUACUGAAGGAGGGCGAAACCAGGAAGUUUCUGCUGGCCUGGCCCUAUCGGCUGCUGCGCCGCUACGGCAGAGACAAGCUGGCGUUCUCCAUCGAGGCGGGCCGGCGCUGCGACUCCGGGCCUGGAGCCUUUAUUUUUGAGACGAGCCUGGCUGAGGACAUCUUCAGCCGCGUUGAGACUGCCAUAAGGGAGCAGAAGGCCUCCGCUGUCCCCGGGGAUGACCGCGAGGCCAAGGACUCCUUUUCCAAGCCGGCCCCUGUUUUGCCUCGUUCACGUUCGCCGCUGCCCAAACUACCAGAUAACGCCAACAUUGUCGAGGGCGCCGUCAGAUCUAGGCCAGCAUCCUUUCACACGCGCAGACUCGAUAUGAUUGGCUCAGAGGAGUGUCCGUACUCUAAACCAGCAGACGACAUAAACCCCAAAGCCCCGACCCUCAGCUCCUACCCUGUCCCACCAGUCCCCGCCCACGCGGCCCCUGGCAACCGAUUGGAACCUCUGUACACCGAUCCGGCAGUUGUCCUGUCACUCACGCCCCCAAGAUGCACGCCGCCACCGCCGCCUACUUUGCCUUUCACAUCCAGUCGCCACGACAGUGAGUCUGAACCGGUAUAUUCGGAAGUGUACCACCGGGCCAGUCCACCCCUGGAACGGACACCGCAGAAACAGAACCCGGGGCCCAACAAGGAGGAACCUAUCUACAGUGAGCCAUGCGUGGGGACAAUAGGCAAGGUCCCCGACAGCAACAAGGCCCCCAAGGUUGACCCGUUUGCACACCUUUACAGCCAGGUCUGCAAGCCAGUCUCUUUGAUAACACCCACAACUUCAUCCUCCUCUUCUUCGUCGUCGCCGUCAUCUUCUCUGACCUUGAGCAAGACCCUGGCCACUAGGAGGCCCACCACUGGAGUCCAGUCAGGUCAACCGUAGAACCCUUUGCGGUCAUUUCGGUUACAUGAGGGUUGGAAAUUGGAUCCCGCUAAUGCCUGGCAAUAUAAUAACUUUGACCGUCUGACCUGUCUUUCUGAGUCUGGAUUGGUCUUCCUCUACAAAUUCUGAUUGUACUGUUGUGAAACCAAUGGGUUGGGCCAGUUCCAGCCUAGGUGGUGACAUUAUCAACAUCGAUAAUCUGAGUUGGUUGAUGGAUUUCUUUUUAACAUUGCACCAUGUUUUGAAGUCACUCUAAAUUAUCUUUUUCAGUGUCAAACUGAAAGUAUGUUUUCAAUUAAUAAAAUAACAGAAUAAAAAGGGUGUCAGGCAAACCUGACCCUAUAGGGCGCUACUUUUGAUCUGGGCAAAAGGAAUAUUAAGACAAUUUAAAAUAGUCACAAAAUGGUAUAGCAAAGUUACUUUAUUUAUUAAACGAGUUUCAACAUAAUUUUAUUUUUUGAUGCAAUAACCUUUGUAUGACCUAUGGAUGUUAACAUUUCACAUGAGUAUAGUGAAAACGAGAGGGAUAUCAUGUUCUUGCCUGUCGAUCAUUCAGGUGUCUAACAAGGCAAAUGUUCUGUAAGGCAAAUGGAAAUAUUGCAGUGUGGUCUACUAAAGAGUGACUAGGUGUAACGGUUAUGAAUCUUUCAUAAUGAAUGUUAUAGGCCCUUCCCUGUAUUCAGACAUUGCUGAUCGUACAAUGCGUGGCAUUUUCAGUAUCAACUAACGACAUCAUUUGAUGUCCACGUCUGUCAUUGAUGACAUUGUUGAUGACGUUUCUCGCAACCAUUUGAACAUGCAUGACCCGUCUGAACAAGGGAACAGGUCAAAUGACUGCGCUUCCAUUAGGUCUCACAUCCAUUUUACUAAUUCAUUAUUUAUUUCUUUAUUAUGGGUGUGCCUCCAUCAACAUUUCCUCUAUUAGUUCUCUGAGGCUGUCCCGUAACAAACCAUUGAGCCACUUUGUUGCCCCCAAUUUGUGUAAUGGGGUGGGUUUUAUAACUAUUCUAGCAGCCAAUCAGGUUGCUUUAAAUAGGUUUCUUUCUCAAAGUUAACAUGAAUCUGUCACAGUAUGAUGCAUUGUAAAUCCAUACAACUCUUUUCAGUGAAAUAAAACAUUUACAUCUC